Molecule: messenger RNA, 1554 nt
Organism: Panthera uncia (snow leopard)
Lineage: Eukaryota; Metazoa; Chordata; Mammalia; Carnivora; Felidae
Gene: JUNB
Product: JunB proto-oncogene, AP-1 transcription factor subunit
Exons: 1
Coding region: 307-1350 (347 amino acids)
Biological process (GO): regulation of transcription by RNA polymerase II; regulation of cell population proliferation; regulation of cell cycle
Cellular component (GO): transcription regulator complex
Molecular function (GO): RNA polymerase II cis-regulatory region sequence-specific DNA binding; transcription factor binding; DNA-binding transcription factor activity, RNA polymerase II-specific
Source: RefSeq, a predicted model, not a curated record
UGUGGCUCAGGCUGAGCUGCCGGGACCUUGAGCGCCGCCAGGCUAGCGUCGGAGUCAGCAGGGAGCGGGGAGCAGGGGGAAGCGACACCAGGAAAGCGAGCGCGCCAGACAGGGGCAGAGGGGCUCGAGAAGCCGCGCAGAGCUUCCGCGCACAGCCGCCGGCUGGCUUCUCCCGGCCGGUGCCAGCUCCUGGGAACGCGCAUCCAGAUACCCAGUCCAGCCACCGUCGCGGACAGAGCGCCGUUCGCUGCAGCGAGGCCCGGGGCGGCCCCGCAGGGACCCCCCCAGACCGCCUGGGCCGCCCGGAUGUGCACUAAAAUGGAACAGCCCUUCUACCACGACGACUCAUACGCAGCAGCGGGAUACGGCCGGGCUCCGGGCGGCCUUUCUCUACACGACUACAAACUCCUGAAACCCAGCCUGGCGCUCAACCUGGCCGACCCUUACCGAAGUCUCAAAGCGCCCGGGGCGCGGGGCCCAGGACCAGAGGGCAGCGGUGGCAGCAGCUACUUUUCCGGCCAAGGUUCGGACACAGGCGCAUCGCUCAAGCUUGCCUCAUCAGAGCUGGAGCGCCUGAUCGUCCCCAACAGCAACGGUGUGAUCACGACGACGCCCACGCCCCCGGGACAGUACUUUUACCCCCGCGGGGGAGGCAGCGGCGGAGGUGCGGGGGGCGCCGGGGGCGGUGUCACCGAGGAGCAGGAGGGCUUCGCUGACGGCUUUGUCAAAGCCCUGGACGACCUGCACAAGAUGAACCACGUGACGCCCCCCAACGUGUCCCUGGGCGCCAGCUCGGGGCCCCCGGCUGGGCCCGGGGGCGUCUACGCCGGCCCGGAGCCUCCUCCCGUCUACACCAACCUCAGCAGCUAUUCCCCAGCCUCUGCGCCCUCUGGAGGCGCCGGGGCCGCCGUCGGGACUGGGAGCUCGUACCCGACGGCCACCAUCAGCUACCUCCCACACGCACCGCCCUUCGCUGGCGGCCACCCGGCGCAACUGGGUCUGGGCCGCGGCGCUUCCACCUUCAAGGAGGAACCGCAGACCGUGCCUGAGGCGCGCAGCCGUGACGCCACGCCACCGGUGUCCCCCAUCAAUAUGGAAGACCAGGAGCGCAUCAAAGUGGAGCGCAAGCGGCUGCGGAACCGGCUGGCGGCCACCAAGUGCCGGAAGCGGAAGCUGGAGCGCAUCGCGCGCCUGGAGGACAAGGUGAAGACACUCAAGGCCGAGAACGCGGGGCUGUCGAGCACUGCUGGGCUCCUUCGGGAACAAGUGGCCCAGCUUAAACAGAAGGUCAUGACCCAUGUCAGCAACGGCUGCCAGCUGCUGCUCGGGGUCAAGGGACACGCCUUCUGAGCGCCCCCCCCCCCCGUACGGACAUCCCCCCAGUCUGGACGACUGGGCGCACGCCUCCCACGGGGCGAGGGGGCAGGCGGUGGGCAUCGGCCCCCGGGGCACCGCAAACCACACUGGACUCCUGCCCGCCCGCUCUGCGCCCAGUCCUUCCACCUCGACGUUUACAAGCCCCCUUCCACCUUUUUUUGUAUGUUUUUUUUUUUU